Fraxinus pennsylvanica is the source of this 375-nucleotide messenger RNA. Lineage: Eukaryota; Viridiplantae; Streptophyta; Magnoliopsida; Lamiales; Oleaceae. The record is from the annotation of a GenBank genome assembly.
AUGGGUUCUACAGAGUUUCUAUCUUCAAGUGUUAUGGCUUUGAUUCUGAACAUGAAUAUUUUCUUUUUCUUGCAGUCUCGUCCUUUUCUUAAAGAUCGGAAGAAGUUUGUCCAGAUGGCAGACCCGCUAUUAGAGGGGCGCUUCUCUGUCCGAAGUCUACAUCAUGCAGUUGCAAUUACUGCAAUGUGUCUUCAGGAACAAGCAAGUUUCCGCCCUGCCAUCACCGAUAUUGUUACAGCACUUGAAUACCUAGCUUCUCAGACAGGUAGCUCUGAUCAUCAUAAAGGUGGAUACUUAAAUCAGAUAUCAUCACCACCAUUGAGAAGACGAGAUCUUGAAAAUGCUUCUUUUGAUGUUUUAACCACAAGCUUCUAA